AAUUUAGAACUAAAACAUAACCUCAAAGGAAUUUUGUCACAUAAUUUUCCAUGAGAUUUGUAGUAUGCCGCUACCAAAAUUUGGAAAAAUAUUAAUUUCGUGGUAAUUACUUCAAUAUUAAAAAUUGUACAGUGUUGAUUUAUAACGUUUACUGCGGGCUGGUAUAACUGUAGCGAGUUUGUCCCUGUUCGUGCUGUCCCGGAACACUAUCAAUGCGCGCCGUCUGGAGAACAUGAGAGCGCGGGAACGCAUGCGCAGAUCCAACGAAGGAGAAUACCCUGAUAUUUAUAGAAAACUUUGAAUUUUAUUGUUUUAAACUAAAACCUACACCAUGGCGGUGCCCCAGCUGGACCCGGCAAAGCUCCAGCUCGUUCAAGAGCUUGAGAUCGAGAUGAUGUCGGACAUGUACAACCGGCUCGUCAACGCUUGCCACCGGAAGUGCAUACCUGUCAAGUACCACGAGCCUGAACUGGGUAAAGGAGAGUCAGUGUGCCUGGACCGCUGCGUAGCCAAGUACCUGGACGUACACGAGCGCAUAGGCAAGAAGCUCUCCAGCAUGUCACAGGGCGACGCAGAGGUCGCGCAGGACCUCACCAAGAUCAACCUUCAGGAGAAGAAGUAGGAGAGGGGGGUUAAUGAUAAACAUUAGAUGCUAAAUUUAUAAAUAGACAUAUUAAAUAUAUUCAAAAGAUA
Molecule: messenger RNA, 693 nt
Organism: Leguminivora glycinivorella
Lineage: Eukaryota; Metazoa; Arthropoda; Insecta; Lepidoptera; Tortricidae
Gene: Tim10
Product: mitochondrial import inner membrane translocase subunit Tim10
Exons: 4
Coding region: 332-622 (96 amino acids)
Biological process (GO): protein insertion into mitochondrial inner membrane
Cellular component (GO): mitochondrial inner membrane
Source: RefSeq, a predicted model, not a curated record